Molecule: messenger RNA, 1883 nt
Organism: Dioscorea cayenensis subsp. rotundata (Guinea yam)
Lineage: Eukaryota; Viridiplantae; Streptophyta; Magnoliopsida; Dioscoreales; Dioscoreaceae
Product: diacylglycerol kinase 3-like
Exons: 12
Coding region: 92-1540 (482 amino acids)
Molecular function (GO): ATP-dependent diacylglycerol kinase activity
Source: RefSeq, a predicted model, not a curated record
GAAAACAUCAUCCCGAUUUCUGAGAACCAGUUCAAAAAAUUCCCUGCCAUUUUGGACUUCUUGUUGUACAAAGAGAGAGAGAGAGAGAGAGAUGGCGGUAGUGGAGGGCUCGCCGGAGAUCGGAGGGGAGAAGAGGAUGGUGGCUGCGAGGUCGUCGAUGGUGGACUCUUUCAAGGGGUGUGGGUUGUCGGGGAUGAAGAUCGACAAGGAGGAGCUUCGGCGAAGGAUUCUCAUACCGAGAUACUUACGCUUGGCGAUGGUGGAGGCCGUGCGUGAAAAGAACCCUGUUGUGGUGGAGGCGCUGAAGGAGGAAGAGGAAGAGGGUGUGGCGGCGCCGGAGGCGCCUUUGGUGGUGUUUGUGAACUCAAGGAGUGGCGGGCGGCAUGGGCCGGAGCUUAAGGUUCGACUUCAGGAACUCAUGUCCGAGGAGCAGGUCUUUGAUCUUUCAAGCGUGAAGCCUUUAGAUUUUGUGCAGUAUAGUCUAGCAUGCUUAGAAAGGUUGGCUGCAAGUGGUGACAGUUGUGCCAAAAUCACACGCCAAAAAUUGAGGAUCAUGGUUGCAGGAGGUGAUGGUACUGUAGGGUGGGUUUUAGGAAGUCUAGCAGAGCUUGUUGCACAGAACAGAGAGCCAGUUCCUCCAGUUGGCAUCAUUCCACUUGGAACGGGCAAUGAUCUUUCCAGGAGUUAUGGUUGGGGUGGUUCGUUUCCUUUUGUGUGGCGAUCAGCAAUGAAGCGGUCUCUCCUUAGAGCUGCUACCGGUCCCAUCUGCCGUCUUGAUAGUUGGCAAAUUGUGGUCUCCAUGCCAAAAGAAGAAAAAGUAGAACUGCCUCACUCACUGAGGCAUCUGGAUGGGGCUGAUUUCAGUCAGGAUUUGGAUAUUGAAGAUGAGACUCUUGAAAAGUUUUCUUGCUUUGGAGGAGUCUUCUAUAAUUAUUUCAGUAUAGGAAUGGAUGCUCAAAUUGCUUAUGGCUUCCACCAUUUACGAAAUCAGAAACCUUACCUGGCCCAAGGUCCAAUUACAAACAAGUUAAUUUACUCUGGAUAUACUUGCACACAAGGAUGGUUCUGUACGCCUUGCAUUGGUGGCCCUGGUUUAAGGGGGCUCAAAAACAUUAUGCAGCUUUCUAUAAAAAGGGCCAACUGCUCAAAUUGGGAACAAAUUCCAGUUCCUUCAGACGUUCGGUCAUUAGUUGCUUUAAAUCUUCACAACUAUGGAAGUGGAAGAAAUCCCUGGGGUCAUCCAAAGGCUGAGUAUUUAGAAAAGAGAGGCUUUGUCGAGGCUCAUGCAGAUGAUGGUCUGCUGGAAAUCUUUGGUCUAAAGCAGGGAUGGCAUGCAUCAUUUGUUAUGGUUGACCUUAUCACUGCUAAGCAUAUUGCACAGGCAGCUGCCAUCAAGUUGGAAAUUAGAGGAGGAGAUUGGAAAAAAGCUUAUAUGCAAAUGGAUGGAGAACCCUGGAAACAGCCAAUGAGCAAGGAGUACUCAACCUAUGUAGAGAUAAGGAGGGUUCCAACUCAGUCCCUCAUGAUAAAUCGGGACUGAUUUUCCUAAUUUGAACAGCAUUUAUUCUACCAAUUUCAACAGCUUUUCAUUGAGCAGAAUUCAACAACCAUGUGCAGUGUUUGAUGUGAAGAAAAUAGCUUGCAUUUGGUUUGGGCUUGUGGUUCAUUGCAUGUCAAGAGUAUUGACAUUCAAUUCUUGUACAGUGCUUUGUGUGACCUAUUUAUUUUGUUGUGUUAUAAAGUAACAAUUAGCUUAUUUCUCAGGUAUUCCUGGAGUUUGUGUAUAAUUUGUUGCAAUUGUGGUGCAGAUGUUACUGUAUUCUUGUGUUUCUCUGCAAACCAUUUUGACUAUUAGAGCUUUUUGGAGAGUAGAUAUUUUAAUC